GCUGAAUUGUGCAAAUAACUCAGUAGAAGCCACAUUACCCGAUCCUUAAUAUUGUUUCCUUUGAAUCUUCGGCCUUUUCAGAAGGAAAUUUUGCAACAACAAUAAUGAAUCCUGAAGGUGCACAAGCUAAUGCAAACAACCAAAACGAAGUGAUCCUUCAUCUAUCUCUUGAUCUUGAAUCAUUGAGUCUCCUUCCUUUAUUUCCCGUAGCUGAAAGUGUGCAAAGGUUCAAUGAAGGGCUUCUUCCUCAGCCACAAAUGAAUCUACACAAUGGUCCCAAAACUGUUGUUCCUCUUCAUGAGUUCUCUAAUGUAGCAUUGAGAUCCAACAUUUCUCCUUCAAGUUCCCUUGCUAAAACUCCUCAAAAGCCUUCCACCAAUCUUGAUUUGUCACUAGCCUCAGGCUUAGGUAUGAAUCCUAAUAACAAUCUUGCACAAGGACAUGCAGUGCAAGAGCAAGGCAUGCGUAGAGGCACUUUAACAAACAUUGUGCACCUACGAACCAAGAGACGCUUCAGUGACUGUGUUUUUCAAGAAUUUCAAGUGGGUGAAAGUUCAAAGAUGGGUGAACAAGCUGCACUGGCUAAACGGCGUGCUACCCGAUUCUAAUGUCAGUUCUCCUUUGGGAGUACCUCAUAUAUUUAGGCCUCUAUCUUAUUAUGUAAUGUAUUUUUAUUAUCAUUCCAUCACACAUUUUGUUAUUUGAAUUUGUGCUCAACUAUUUCCGGU
Glycine soja is the source of this 728-nucleotide messenger RNA. RefSeq lists its product as uncharacterized. The coding region runs from base 105 to 608 and encodes 167 amino acids. The record is from RefSeq and is a predicted model, not a curated record. The transcript is spliced from 2 exons. NCBI's taxonomy places the organism in Eukaryota, Viridiplantae, Streptophyta, Magnoliopsida, Fabales, Fabaceae.